Messenger RNA from Drosophila sechellia, 1453 nucleotides. RefSeq names its product Gustatory receptor 93a (gene Gr93a). NCBI's taxonomy places the organism in Eukaryota, Metazoa, Arthropoda, Insecta, Diptera, Drosophilidae. Gene Ontology annotation, cellular component: membrane; dendrite; neuronal cell body. The record is from RefSeq and is a predicted model, not a curated record. Gene Ontology annotation, biological process: sensory perception of taste; chemosensory behavior; male courtship behavior. The transcript is spliced from 2 exons. Bases 194 to 1453 code for a protein of 419 amino acids.
UUCCGAGACCAGAGAGUCGAGUCGAGUCCAGUUCUUGGGGCCAAUCAGUCAGCGAGGCACUCAGCGGAGCGUGAAUGGCAAUUGCCGAUAUCCACACAUUCAAUUAAUAAAAUCAACAGCAGGGCCGAUAGCUUCAGCUCCUUAUCGCAAUCCCCUGGACGCCAGGACAUGGACAUGUCAUUAGCCAGGCUGCAUGUUCAGUUCCAGCUCGGCUAUGGCCGGGAAACGAGCGGAAAGCUGGUCGCGUUUGCUGCUCUUGUGGCUAUAUCGUUGUGCCCGUGGUCUUCUGGUGCUCUCCUCCAGCUUGGACCGGGAUAAGCUGCAGCUGAAGGCGCCCAAACAGGGCAGCAGAAAUCGCUUCCUGCACAUCCUGUGGCGCUGCAUUGUGGUUAUGAUAUACGCGGGAGUAUGGCCAAUGUUGACCUCAGCCGUAAUAGGCAAACGAUUGGAGAGCUAUGCGGAUGUCUUUGCUCUGGCCCAGUCUAUGUCGGUGUCCAUUUUGGCAGUCAUAUCCUUUGUGAUCCAGGCAAGGUCCGAGAACCAAUUCCGAGAGGUGUUAAAUAGAUAUUUGGCGCUCUACCAAAGGAUAUGCUUGACUACGCGGCUGCGGCACCUGUUCCCAACGAAAUUUGUGGUUUUCUUCUUGCUAAAGUUGUUCUUCACCUUGUGCGGUUGUUUCCACGAAGUAAUACCUCUGUUUGAAACCCAGCACUUCGAUGAUAUCAGUCAAAAGGUGGCCACUGGUUUUGGCAUCUACAUGUGGCUUGGAACGCUCUGUGUCCUCGAUGCCUGCUUCCUGGGAUUUUUGGUGUCCGGAAUACUGUACGAACAUAUGGCCACCAAUAUCAUUGCCAUUCUGAAGCGAAUGGAGCCCAUAGAGUCGCAGGACGAAAGAUAUCGUAUGACUAAGUAUCGCAGGAUGCGACUCCUGUGCGAUUUUGCCGAUGAGUUGGACGAGUGUGCCGCUAUCUACAGUGAACUGUACCAAGUCACCAACUCCUUUCGUCGGAGUCUGCAAUGGCAGAUCCUCUUCUAUAUCUACCUAAACUUCAUAAAUAUCUGCCUAAUGCUGUACCAAUAUAUUCUGCAUUUUCUGAACGACGACGAGGUGCUCUUGGUGUCCAUUGUCAUGGCAUUUGUUAAAUUUGCUAAUCUAGUAAUGCUCAAUAUGUGUGCGGAUUAUACGGUGAGGCAGUCAGAAGUGCCAAAGAAAUUGCCUUUGGAUAUCGUUUGCAGCGAUUUGGAUGAGCGAUGGGAUAAGAGUGUUGAAACCUUUCUCGGUCAGCUGCAAACACAACGACUGGAGAUCAAAGUAUUGGGAUUUUUCCAUCUCAAUAAUGAGUUCAUUCUUCUCAUUCUGUCUGCCAUAAUAUCGUACCUCUUUAUCCUUAUUCAGUUCGGCUUUACAGGUGGCUUUGAGGCGUCCGAGGACAUUAAAACUCGUUUUGAUUAA